GUACUUCAAUUCAUUCUUUCAGCCAUUCAUGAGUUUAGUAAUUUCUCAACGAGCCUUCUCUGCAUUCGUCAUAACACUUCUAUAUUCAAUUAUUAGAGGGUUCUUCAAUGGAUGGUAUUUGUGGCGUUAAACGGAUUCGGGGAAAUCUUGAUGAUUUUCCCACUCUUCAUUACUCUAACCCUAAUUGCAGCAAGGUUUCCGCCAGGCGCGACUUUCCUGGAAAGCCCAGUCUCCCCGUUGAAGAAUAUGACAGCGAUUAUGACCCUUCGGAAGAAGAAACAGAGCAAUUCGAUGAAUCUAAUGCAGCUAAAUCUGUUGCACUUGAGACAGAUCUUCGAAAAGACUUCGAUGAAUUUGAGCCUUAUUUUUGGAGGAGAAAUAAGACUGAUGUUGACGUUCUUGUGAACAGAGAGGAUGAGAUGAUUGAGGUAGAGUAUGAACCUGCAGAAGAAUUUAACAAAAUCGCUGUGAAAUCUGUUAGUUUUGCUGCUAAUCCCAGUCCUUUUAGUGUUGGUGAUGAUUGCGAAGAAGAAUUUAAUCCCCCAGAAUAUGAGUCAGAUUGUAAUGAUGCUAAGAGACUAAAAAUAUCCUCAAUCCGCAAUCUUCUCAAGGGGGUUCAUAAAUCAUCUGCUUACCCUAAUAAUCCUGUGAACAGUGAGGAUGAGAGUGACUAUGAUCCUUCAGAGGAAGAAGCACAGGAAGAAGGGGAAGAGUUGCAAGAAGAUCCUCAGCCAUCAAUGAUAUAUGGUGGGAAGGUAUCUGCAAGGCGUGAUUUUCCAAAAGGUUGUUUCCCGAUGUCCAUUAGAAGCUAAGCAGAUGAGCAUUAUGAAUCAAAGCAUUGGUUUGGAGUCUGAUUGAAUAGAUUGAUUCUUAAAAGUUUUGGUGUUUAGACUGUAGUUUUAUCUGGUUUAAUCUUUUGAAAAUUUCCUUACUCCCUGUAUGCAUUCUUGGAUGACUAGCUUCUUAACUUUUGUCCUGAAGAUGUAAAAUUACACACCCAUAUUGAUAUGCUUAGUGUAUGAAUAUUGAAUUCUAUGAUAUGAUACUCUUUCAUACA
Cuscuta epithymum is the source of this 1057-nucleotide messenger RNA. The record is from the annotation of a GenBank genome assembly. Lineage: Eukaryota; Viridiplantae; Streptophyta; Magnoliopsida; Solanales; Convolvulaceae.